AGAAGUUGAGAAAAAAAACAAAAACGUAAUGGGCGGUGCCAUGAACAGUUUCAAACUUCACUGUAGUCCGACACACAACAGGACUUGCUUUAAGGUAAAUCUGUUUGUAAAUGGAACACGAAGACACACCGAAACAAACAGAGCAGUCAGUUGAAGAAUAUCGCACUGAAGGAGCUGAACCUCAUCUUUUAUCCUGGUAAAACGGGGUGUGAGGCUUCAGGAUGGACCAGGUACUUCCCAAGAAAGUUUCUGACUCGGAUCUGCUGGAACCAGAAAGUGAGGAACUCCAGCUUAGAGUGGACUUCUUCCGAAAACUGGGGUACUCCACAGCAGAGGUGAAAGCUGCUUUGAGAAAGCUGGGCCUAAGCACUGACACCAAUGCAGUGCUCGGGGAGCUUGUGAGGAACAGAACCACCAGCACAUCUCCCUGUGUUUCCGACAGUGAUGAGAGGAGCACAGAUCUGAAAGAUCCACUGCUGCCCCCCAGCUGGGACAUUGGGUCCUACAGAAUUGCACCACAACCUGGAGACCAAAACACUGUAGACUCGGAGCUGAGGCCUAUUGUUAUUGACGGCAGCAAUGUUGCCAUGAGUCACGGCAACAAGGAAGUGUUUUCGUGCCGGGGCAUAGAGUUGGCAGUGAAUUUCUUCCUGGACAGAGGCCAUAAUAAUAUUACUGUGUUUGUUCCCUCUUGGCGCAAGGAGUUGCCCCGAGCUGAUGCCCCUAUAACAGAUCAACACAUUCUGUCAAAGCUUGAAAAACAGAAAAUAUUGGUCUUCACACCAUCACGUCGCGUUGGUGGCAAGCGAGUCGUUUGUUAUGAUGACCGCUUCAUUGUCAAACUGGCAUAUGAGUCAGAUGGAGCAAUUGUGUCCAACGACACCUACCGAGAUCUUCAAGGAGAAAGGCCUGAGUGGAAAAAAUGCAUUGAGGAGAGGCUCCUCAUGUACUCAUUUGUUAAUGACAAGUUCAUGCCUCCAGAUGAUCCUUUGGGUCGACAUGGACCUAACCUUGACAACUUUCUUAGGAAAACACCCCUGCCUAUGGAGCAGAAGAAACUACCUUGUCCUUAUGAUAAAAAGUGCACUUAUGGCAUCAAGUGUAAGUAUUACCAUCCUGAGCGGGCAAACCACUCCUAUCUGUCUCUGGCUGAUGAAUUGAGAGAGAAAGCACACAUUUCCACUGUAAAAGAGGGGAGAAAGGCAAGAUCAUCAGUCAACUAUCCUCAGUCUGAACCUGAGCCUUCCCAUCCUCGACACACACAUCUCCCGUGGGAUCAGCACAGUUCUUCAUUUCCUGGUCACAUUAGUGAAAAUGAGCUACUGCACUGGAAAGACUUUAGAAAAAGCCCCAACCAAAUGCCGUGUUCAGUAAAUGGAGGAAACUGUCCAAAAGAAUAUCCUGGGCUGCACUUUAUGUCAAAUCUUUAUUAUCCCAACAUGUCUCUGGAAUAUUUGGAUUCUGGUUUUGGCUCUGCUGAGAGCCACUACUCUGACAUGUCACCACCCCUCAGCAGCACCUACAGACUUGGGCCUCAGCAUCAGAGUGCCCAUGACAGACCCCAACCUGCCUCAGUUCAUGUGGAGAAAAAUAAUACCAGUCAUUGUGGCAAAUGCUGUUCCUAUCCUCUUCAGCAACAUCACAGCAACAUUCACUGCAGCAGUCAACCCAUCUACAACACUUACCUUCCAAAUAUGCUCCCACACAGUGUACAUCAGCAACAAAGCCUGCCCGCCCAUUUUAAUGACACUGCGGCCCCCCAUCUUCAUCAUAAAUACUGGUCAGAUCCCUUUCAGGGUGCACCCCAAGCCAGAACGUCAUGCCCUGCACCCUCUUUGGUCUGUCCUUCACACUGUAACAACUCCUGCUGCUCCUAUAAGAACCAUCAGUACAAAGCCUGGGGGCAACAUCAACAACCACCACCACCUUCUGCUGCAUUCAAUCAACAGAGGUCAGAAAUGCGCAAGAAACUGCAAGCCAUCUUCAACCCACACCAAGUGGAUAUGGUCAUGGAGAUGUUCCCGUACCUGAUGGAUGCUGAAAAACUAGCUGCAGAAAUAUUAAACAUGAAAGCUCAAGGGAUCUGAUUCAUGUUCUCUUCAACAUGAAAUAUCAAAAUAUUUUACAUAAUUUAAGUUAGAGCUGAAACAAUUUAUCAAGUUAUUAGCAAGGUCGACAACAAAACCUGUUGACCUGAGUUUUCAAUGUCAUGCCAUAUAGAACCAUGUUAGUUUUCUUUUUAUAAUCGCAGUAUACUACAGGUGUGUCAGUUCUUGCCAAUAACAUACAUUGAACCCAUCAUAGGGAAGUGUGUAUAGACAGAACACAAUAAUUGACUUCAGCCAUGGAUAUUUUUAUUUUUUUUUUUUUUUUUGAGAAUCAGUGUUUCUAUGAAAAAAGAAAAAUGAGAAAAAUAGCUGGUUGCUGUGGAAUAAUGGACACCAGCCAGACACCUUCAUUGUGGGUUGCUAUAAUUAAAGACCUCUAUAGCUGAUGCCCUUUACCCAUCAGGUUUAGUCAGUUACAUUAACUUACCACAUUCACAUCUACUGAAUGUUAUUUUAAGAUUGUACAGUUUAAGUCCAAACAACCUAAAGUGUAUGGAGAACUAGUAACUGUGUAAGGAAGACAACACUAGUGUUGCCAUCUGAUUCAGUGUUUGUUCAGUUAUAUUUCAAAAUUUAAAAUACAGAGAUAAAACCUGGAUGGAUUAAUUCUACACUAAAUAGAUAGUCUUUAAAACAGUGAAUGGCAUGUGAAACCUUUUAUUAUGUAGUAUUUCUAUUUUUAUAAUCUUUACUUUUUUUUAUUUAUGCAUGAGGUUUACAUGCCAAAAUACACUGAAAUCACCUUUUUGUUUUUUUCUCAGAGUAUCAGUUCCACAAGCCACAAACAUCUGUAAUUGGUAAUUAAUAAAUAUAGGUUUGAAUCAUCUUCAGUAUUUUAGAUUUUGGAUUUGAGCUGAUCAAGGAGGAAAUGAAAAUAUUUCCAAAUUUAGAUUUUAAUUUACUAUGAAUACUUACAGUAUAUGAUUAUGUAAAACCCUGCACUCAUGCACUGGUACUGGGAACAGAGUGUUGCCCUCGGAAAGCAGAGAUGGAUUAAAUUAAUUGUUAACUAAAAUUGAAAUACCAUUGAUAGAUUUAUCAACAACCAACAUAAUAAUUAGUUGCAUCCUUGUGUCGGUUAAUGAUCAGAAAAUGUAUUUGUAAGGGAAUUAAUUUAGAAUACAUUAUAACAAUGUUCUUAUGUUAUAUUAUGGCAGUGAAAUAUGUCCCGAUAUUUGUGAAAUGUUAAUUGCUGACUUAUGUGUAUGACGGUGUAGUCAAAUAUAACCUUGCCAUCCAUAUUUUGGAUGAAAUGUGCCUCUAGACCAAAGAUGACAGAGUUUCAGGAGUUUGGACUGUUGAUACAUAUUGUGUCAAAUAUUAUUUUAAGUUCUCAUGCUGCACAAAAUGUUUUUUCUUUUCUUUUGCUUUCACUUUAGUCUUCUGUAACGCUCUGCUCAUUCAGUAUUAUCUUUGAUCAGGCUACAGUUCUAAUCUCACAAAGAAACUGAACAGAAGAAACUCAUAACAACACUUUAUCCAAAUUAAAGGAAUUUACCAUGUGUUCCUGCUCCCUUUCCUGUAAAUAUGCAUCAUUUCCUUAAAACAUGUAAAGGGAAAAAUGUAAGUUAUGUAUGUAUUUAAGUGACUGUUUAAAUGAAAAUGGAAAUAAAAUUUAAAAAUGA
Girardinichthys multiradiatus is the source of this 3733-nucleotide messenger RNA. It is a transcript of the gene zc3h12aa, whose product is annotated as ribonuclease ZC3H12A. Gene Ontology annotation, molecular function: metal ion binding; mRNA binding; RNA endonuclease activity. The transcript has 6 exons. Bases 222 to 2087 code for a protein of 621 amino acids. Gene Ontology annotation, biological process: 3'-UTR-mediated mRNA destabilization; nuclear-transcribed mRNA catabolic process, RNase MRP-dependent. The record is from RefSeq and is a predicted model, not a curated record. Gene Ontology annotation, cellular component: cytoplasmic ribonucleoprotein granule; nucleus. Lineage: Eukaryota; Metazoa; Chordata; Actinopteri; Cyprinodontiformes; Goodeidae.